Molecule: messenger RNA, 1974 nt
Organism: Heterostelium album PN500
Lineage: Eukaryota; Evosea; Eumycetozoa; Acytosteliales; Acytosteliaceae
Gene: arcA
Product: actin related protein 2/3 complex
Exons: 5
Coding region: 1-1974 (657 amino acids)
Biological process (GO): Arp2/3 complex-mediated actin nucleation
Cellular component (GO): actin cytoskeleton; Arp2/3 protein complex
Molecular function (GO): actin filament binding
Source: RefSeq, a predicted model, not a curated record
AUGUCUGCUUUUGAAGUCGAACAUUUAGCUACAUGCAUUACCGCUCACGCAUGGAAUGCUGACAGAUCAAGAGUUGCUCUCUGUCCAAACAACAACGAGAUUCAUAUCUUUGCCAAACAAGGUACCUCAUGGGUUGUCGAACAUGUUUUGGUUGAGCACGACCAAGUUGUAACAUCAAUUGAUUGGGCACCAAAGACCAACCGUAUUGUAUCAUCAUCACAAGAUCGUAAUGCUUACGUAUGGACAUUCAAAGAUGGACAAUGGAAGCCAGUUUUGGUAUUGUUGCGUAUCAACAGAGCUGCCACUCACGUCAAGUGGUCACCAAACGAAAACAAGUUUGCCGUUGCCUCUGGUGCCAAAUUGGUUUGUAUCUGUUUCUUUGAGGAGGAGCACGACUGGUGGGCAUCACACCACAUCAAGAAGCACAAAUCCACUGUGCUCAAGGUCGACUGGCAUCCAAACAACUUGCUUCUCGCCACAUCGUCAUCCGACUACAAAGUUCGUGUCUUUGACGCCUACGUCAAGGUUGCCGACGGUCGUAACGUCCAACGUCCAUACGGAGAGAUCCCAUUCGGUCAACCAAUUUUCGAGUUUGACCAAUGCGCAUCGUGGGUACACGCUUUGAAGUGGUCUGCCAGUGGAUCGCGUCUCGGUUUCUCGUCGCACGACUCCACCUUGGCUGUCGCCGACUUCUCCGGUGGCGACCAACCACAAGUCCAAAAGUUGCGUCUUCGUAACUUGCCAUUGCGUGAUCUUCUCUUUGUCACUGAGAACUCUAUUGUCGGUGUCGGACACGAUUGCACACCAAUCUUGAUUACAUGUGCCGGUGGACAGUGGAAGCUCGACGGUGAGCUCGACAAGGAGUCUGGACCAGCUGCCGGUGCCGGAUCUACCUCUGCACGUAACGUCUUCCAAAACAAGGUCGACCUCGGUGAGUCCAAGGUUGACAUCAAGUUGCCAUACGUACACCAAAAUUGUAUCACCACCAUCCUUCCAUUCAAAGCCACCGGUGGAGUCGUCUCUGAUUUCAGUACUUCAGGUCUAGACGGAAACAUCGUCAUCUGGCACGUCAAGCCACUCGAAACCAAGAAAGAGAACAUCGAUAGAAUAUGUUUUAGUUUGGUUUGUAAGAGAUUGUAUAACGAAAGAGAUAAAUAUCUAUCUUUCAAUACAGAUUCUAUUAAUAUUGGAGGUUGUGAUAAUGUCUUUAUUCAAUACAACCAUCCGCAUUUCAAACUACCAUCGUAUGACUCUACCCUAAGAAGAUCAAUACAAUCAAAGAAUGAUUGUAAUCUCUAUAUAUCAUCGGAUAUCGAUAUAUCAUUGAAUGAUUUUUCUUUUAGAUAUAAAAAUAUCAAAACAUUAGAAAGUAUUCCAACAUUUAUAACAAAUUUGAUUAUAUCUGUUAAAGUACAUCGUGAGGAUGAAUCUGAGCAUAUAUACAAAUUGCUGAGCAAGUCAGAGUCGGUAAGACAGUUGAUUGGUUGUCAUACGCUGAAGUAUGGAUUACCAAAGUCAUUGGAAUCUCUUGUUUUCACUCAUGAUUUCAAUGAACCUCUUGUAAGGGGAUCUCUUCCCAAUGGUUUGAAAUCGCUUCAUUUCGGAGUGCGUUUCAACCAACCUCUACAAAAAGGUAUACUACCAGAGAGUCUAUCAUCCUUGGCAUUCUGUGGAGGAGCAUUCCAACAUGUUUUCGAGCCUGGUAUGCUUCCCUCAUCGCUAAAAACAUUGUUCCUAACUGAAUACACACAGACUUUCAAAAUGGGUGCACUCCCUCACCACCUGGAGUUUCUCAGCUAUUCUGGCGCGAGAACUGUACUUGCCAAAGGUAUUUUACCUACCACUAUCCACACUCUACGUAUGGCGCCUGACAUAUGGAUUCAAGGCGACUUGGACCUACCAAAUCUCAAAGAUCUAAGGUUGACCUUCCGUGCAAACUCACUGGCAAGAUGCCUACCACCAUUACAGAUUUGA